CGAUAUUUGGAUCAAUCCGCCCAACACAAAUGGAGUGAGUGUGUGUGUGUUCAAGGGGACAGUUGCAGGGUCGGGUGGGGGGCUUCCUGUCAUUUGAAUUACCCUCUACAUGUGGGGUCAAUAUGUGCAAUGCUUGUGAGCGUUUGUGUGUGUGUGUGUGUAUAUGUGUGUAGGAGUUGAAGUGGAGGGGGGGCUAUUGGAAAGCCAGUAUAAAGGAGGUUGGGGGGAGAAGUACCUUGGUCACUUAGCUCUCAAGUCACUGGAAAACACAGUGGACACUCUCCAGGGACAGCUUCCAUUUUAAGGAGGCUUCUCCAGGAUUGCCAACCAGUGUCUUCUCUUUCUGGUCGGAAAACAACAAGUAAGCGUUGGAACCAGGACUUCCAAGCCCAAAGAUGAGGACCUUCAACCUGCUCUACCUGCUCACGUUGCUGCUACUGCUCCUGUUAGCCACCCUAGUGGCGGUGGUAGAGCCAGCCUCCAUCGCCAGGCCAAAUUUCCUAAAUCUGAGGAAAAGGUACCACCGACACUUUUGCCUGUACAGACGCUGCCUGCCUCUGCACUCCAGAGUCCCCUUCCCCUGAGGAGACCGGUUCGACACGCAGGGAUGAAAAGGAAUACGGUACAGCUACCUCGCAUGUGUGGGCCCACCGUGGCGGACCAUAGACUCAUGAUAAUAAUAAUAACCAGAGAAUGGGGGGCACAAAAGACUAUCUUUGAAAUGUCCUAGCACCUUGAGUCAUCAAUAAGCCAAAGAACAAAACACAAAUACAGUCAGUAAGAAAGUCAAAACCCGAGCAGGCAGUGCUUGAAAAAGGUGCCGGACUUCACGAGCUGUGGCCCAAAGAGCGGCUUGUGCCCAUGUUUCUGACAAAUGUGUACAUAUAUAUACUGUAUUAUGCAUUGUAUGCACUUCAAAUGUUUAUUAAAUACAUUUUAUUCCUUUUAAUAAAACAAAAAUGAUUAAGUGUUUUUUUUCUGUUGAUUGGUCAUCGAGGGCUGGGCGAUAUAGCCUACAAUUCAUAUCACGAUAUGACGUGAAUGGGAUAUAUCGCAGUAUGAAAAUCAAUUAAAUAAUA
Phyllopteryx taeniolatus (common seadragon) is the source of this 1079-nucleotide messenger RNA. It is a transcript of the gene apela, whose product is annotated as apelin receptor early endogenous ligand. Gene Ontology annotation, biological process: apelin receptor signaling pathway; heart development. The transcript has 3 exons. The record is from RefSeq and is a predicted model, not a curated record. Bases 396 to 584 code for a protein of 62 amino acids. Gene Ontology annotation, molecular function: apelin receptor binding. Lineage: Eukaryota; Metazoa; Chordata; Actinopteri; Syngnathiformes; Syngnathidae.